AUGUCUGAUAUAAUACAAUUCGAUUAUAAAGAUCAUUGGAAAGAAAAAGAAAUUACUCUUCAGAGAACAAACAGCGCCCAUGAAUCAUUAGGGUUCACUAUUGCAGGAGGGAUUGAUUUACCUUUUAUGAAUCAUCGUUUUACAUCUAUUAUUAUUACGAAUAUUACUGAAAAUAGUCUUGCAUAUAGAAAUAAACAAUUAAAAUUAUAUGAUAUAAUAUUACGUGUGAAUAAUUUCGAUUUUACUAAUAUAAAACAUCAAAAAGCUGUUGAUAUUUUGAGAACAUCAGGACAUAAAAUCCAAUUGUUGAUCCGACGUCUCGCUCCGUCUUAUAGUGAAGAGAUUGAAUUGACGCAUAAUGGGAAAUUAAAUAUUUAUAUUAAUGGUGGAAUUGGAAAUGAAUAUUUUAUAAACGAUCAUGGCAUAUUUAUAACAGACAUAAGUAAAUAUCAAACUAAUAAACAGCUAGACAUCGGUGAUCGAUUAUUACAAAUCUCCUCCACGUCGAAUACGUACGAUUUACGAUUUGUUACAUUAGAAUAUGCCAAAAAAUAUAUACAAUUAGCCUGUACAGAAAGCCAAACAAUUAAACUAUAUGUCGGACAUACAAGACGCACUGAAAGAACUGUUCUACAUCAAGAACAAUAUGAUCCAUUUGGCUCAAAUGAUGAAAGUAGCGUAAAUAAUACUGAUCCAAAUGCUGGUAUCAACCAGAAAAUUGCAGAGGAAUUGAAACUUAAACAAGCAGUGAUUCGCGACGCUCAUGAAGAAAGGAUACGACGUCAACAAAGUAGAAUGGGUCAAAUGGCACGUAUUAAUAGUGGUAGAACAGGUGGAGCAUUACGAUGGCAAGUUGAUUAA
This is a messenger RNA of Adineta steineri, 861 nucleotides long. The record is from the annotation of a GenBank genome assembly. Lineage: Eukaryota; Metazoa; Rotifera; Eurotatoria; Adinetida; Adinetidae.